Prunus dulcis (almond) is the source of this 1956-nucleotide messenger RNA. RefSeq names its product MLO-like protein 6. NCBI's taxonomy places the organism in Eukaryota, Viridiplantae, Streptophyta, Magnoliopsida, Rosales, Rosaceae. The transcript has 15 exons. Gene Ontology annotation, biological process: defense response. Bases 1 to 1737 code for a protein of 578 amino acids. The record is from RefSeq and is a predicted model, not a curated record. Gene Ontology annotation, cellular component: membrane.
AUGGACGAACUCAGUAAAGAGCGUACCCUAGCGGAAACACCAACAUGGGCUGUUGCUGUGGUCUGUUUUGUGUUGCUUGCAGUUUCAAUCUUCAUUGAACGUAUCAUACACCUCAUAGGAAAGUGGUUAACAAGCAAACACAAGAGAGCUCUAGUUGAAGCACUUGAGAAGAUUAAAUCUGAGCUCAUGCUGUUGGGAUUUCUAUCCUUGCUCCUAACUGUGCUGCAAGGACGUAUCUCUGAUAUAUGCAUACCAAAAAGUAUUGGGGCCUCUUGGCAUCCCUGCAGUAAGGAAGCAGAGUCAAAAUCUGAAAACAAGGGUAGGAAACUUCUUGAUUUCUCAGAUCCUGACUUCAGUUACAGGCGCAGGUUAGCAGUAAAAGGAUAUGAUUAUUGUUCAGAGCAGGGCAAAGUUGCCUUUGUGUCUGCCUAUGGGAUUCACCAACUGCACAUAUUUAUCUUUGUGUUAGCAGUUUUUCAUGUGCUCUACUGCAUCCUUACGUUGACUUUGGGAAGAUACAAGAUGAGAACAUGGAAGGUUUGGGAGAAAGAGACAAAGUCAAUUGAACAUCAGCACCACAAUGAUCCAGAAAGGUUUAGGUUUGCAAGGGACACAUCAUUUGGACAGAGACAUUUGAAAUUCAGGUCACCAUUGACCCUUUGGAUUGUGUCUUUCUUCAGGCAGCUCUUCCAGUCGGUUACUAGGGUUGAUUACCUAACCCUGAGGCAUGGAUUUAUCAUGGCACAUUUGGCCCCAGACAGUGAAACGACAUUUGAUUUUCGGAAGUACAUAAGCAGAUCACUUGAAGAGGAUUUCAAAGUUGUUGUGGAGAUCAGCCCAAUUAUAUGGUUCUCUGCAGUGCUGUUCUUGCUUUCCAACACAUAUGGAUGGUAUUCUUAUUUCUGGCUACCAUUUAUCCCUUUAGUUAUAAUCCUGAUGGUGGGAACAAAACUACAAGUGAUUAUAUCAAUGAUGGGGCUGAGGAUUCAGGAGAGAGGGGAUGUGGUGAAGGGUGCCCCCCUUGUUCAACCCGGCGAUCACCUCUUCUGGUUUGGAAGCCCUCGCUUCAUGCUCUUUCUCAUCCACUUCGUUCUGUUUCAGAAUGCAUUUCAGCUGGCCUUCCUUGCAUGGAGUACAGUAAGUAAAAAUGACCACAUUUACAAAGAUCUGCUUAUACUUAUAUCAGAUCGCACCGAAGAUAUCGUGAUCAGGAUCUCAAUGGGGGUCAUUACACAAUUUUUAUGCAGUUAUGUGACUCUGCCUCUCUAUGCUCUAGUGACACAGAUGGGUUCUACCAUGAAACGCACCGUUUUCAACGAGGAAGUGGCACAAGCACUGAAGAGCUGGCACAACAAAGCCAAAAAGAACACAAAACUCAGUCAUCAUUCACACUCAAACACACCAUUCUCAAGUACGCCGGGAACUCCCAGCCACGGCGUGUGCACGUCCCCGAUCCAUCUGCUGCACAAGCACAACAACCGCAGCGAUGCUGAUGGCUAUUAUGUAUCUCCAAGAGCAUCAAACCUUGAAUUAAGUCAACGGGAAACUGAAGGGUCAUCACAUUCCCUAAACAACAACAAUGCUGGACUCAGUGACCCAGAAGAGAUUAGGGAACUGGAUCAAGAGCCUACUUCAACAACACAAUUGCCUCCGGCACGGCCUGGGAUUGGUACUCAGCAUGAAGUUAACAUUAGUCUGUCUGAGUUUUCAUUUGGCAAAGGAAAAUCAAGAAGUUGAUGGAGUUGGAUCAUAUGACAUGCUGCUAACCAUUUUCUUCUUCCUCUUCUUCUUUUGUGUACAUCAUAUAUGGUUGAGCAUUAGCAGCAACAGAGGAUAGUGUGAUUUCAUAAAUUUGUAUUGCGUGUAGGAUAUUGUGUGCCAUGCACGAUUGUAGUGUAAUUUUUUGCUCUUUUAGGCAUCACAUAUUGUACUUUACAUAUACAAUUUCAUUUUUAG